Cuculus canorus (common cuckoo) is the source of this 6339-nucleotide messenger RNA. RefSeq names its product Bardet-Biedl syndrome 12 (gene BBS12). Lineage: Eukaryota; Metazoa; Chordata; Aves; Cuculiformes; Cuculidae. Gene Ontology annotation, biological process: photoreceptor cell maintenance; chaperone-mediated protein complex assembly. The transcript has 2 exons. The record is from RefSeq and is a predicted model, not a curated record. Gene Ontology annotation, molecular function: ATP binding. The coding region runs from base 553 to 2910 and encodes 785 amino acids.
GCGCUGGGAGAGCUUAGAGCAGCUUCCGGUGCUGAUAGGGGCUGCAGGGAAGCUGGGAGGGGCUCUUUAUCAGGGAGUGCAGGGAGAGAACGAGGGGAACGGUUUUAAGCUGAAAGAGGGAAAAAUUAGGUUCGAUAUUAGGAAGAAAUGUUUUCCGGUGAGUGUGGUGAGGCACUGGCACAGACUACCCAGAAAAGUCAUGUCUGCCCUAUCCCUGAAGGUGUUCAUGGCCAGCUUGGAUGAGGCUUUGAACAACCCGAUCCAGUGGGAGGUGUCCCUGCCCAUCACAGGGAGUGGAACUGGGGAGGCUUUAAGGUCCCUUCCAACCCAACCCAUUCCACGAUUCUAUGAACAUUUCACAGAAAUGCAUUAGUUUGGUGAAUGAUGUAAAAGUUUGUGGCACUAGUUUAGCCUUCAUGGUUGAGAUGCUGCAAGUGGAAGUGUUUGGCAAAUCUCUUGUAUCACAGAGUUCAUUUCAGAUCCCUAAAGCCUGUGUGUGUAAACAUAAACUGAAGGUGAGGUUGGGUUUUAUUUUGAUUGCAGAUACAGGUGAUGAGAUGGGCAACAUGCAGGUUAGCUCAGCAGAAGCCAUCUGGAGUUUGUGCUUACACACGGCUGACCUUCACCACCAAUUUGUUCAUUCAUUCUCCAGAACGUGUCCUUCUCUUUGCUGGCUUUUCCUGUGUUUGGCUCCACAAUGUAAUUCCAUUUGACCCUUUACCUUUUCCAUCUCAGACUGGUUGGAAAAAGAGAUGCUGCCUGUUGUCCAUGGCUUUCAGGGAUGUGAAUGCAAGAAGGCAUAUUGGACUUCAGGAGCUCUCAUCCUUGGCAUUAGCUGGACGAACAUUAUUGGGGCCAGUGAAAUCAUGGAAAUUCAUUGUGGAUGAAAGCACCAACCAAAGCACACUGAUUUGCUCUGCUGUUAGACUGAUUGAAAGUUUGGAUUUAACCAGUGCUGCCGGACAGCUUCUUAAUGAAACCAUUCAGGCGCAGAACAAGGAGUUUAAGACUGGAAUGAGUACCCUUUUGUUUCUCGUUGGUGCAUGGAGUGGUGCCAUACUGGAGUGCCUCCAGCAGGAUGUUCCUGUUUCUGCAAUAGUAUCUGUGAUGUCUGAGGGCCUGAACUCUUGCUGUGAGAGAGUCCAAUGUCUUCAAGUAUCAAUACAUGAUGUUAAUAAGGAGCUGUGUUCUAGCAUUGUUAGGCCAGACGCUUUUAAAAGUGAAACUUGCCAAAUUGGAGGUGACAGUCUUCUAAAUCCUCAGGUUUUCACGUAUUUUCAGAAAGAUGUUUCUGCACCAGAAGAGGCAAUUCUGAAAAAUUCUUGUUCCCAUCAAGAAGAUGAUUGUGGUUUUAACAAGGGCCUGGUUUCACCUUUGUCCAGCUUUGGUUCAGUAGCUUCUCUUGUCAAACCAGCAGGUGACAGAAAGGCAUCUAUGAUUUCUGGAAGUGGUGUCGUUGCAUCCAGCUGUAACAAACAAAAGUUAACCCAUAGCAGGUACUUCAGCACUCCAGGAGAAAGCCGUUUUUCAAAUCAGCAAGGUACUUUUCGGGGAUACCUUUCAGAACAAGCAGCAGAUCCAUGCAAAUGUUAUGGUUUAGGACACCUGGCAGUGGCUCUGAGCCAUGGAAAUCAGACUAGCGUGAAACUACUACAAAGCAUUGUUGAGUAUCAACAAGAGAAAGCAGAAUGCAGUGGCUCUUCCCAGUUUAAUGUUGCAGAAAUUGUGACAUGCUGUUUACUAACCCUCCCUGAAAGCUAUUCUUGUGUAUCCCCAGGCUUUGUCACAUUAGCAUCACUGGAACAAGUCGCAGUUAUCAAGCACCUUGAAGACAAACCCCUUCGGAUUCUGCUAAUGGAUGGUGACCUAACUGAGCAAUAUCGUCACUUAGGUUUUAAUAGACCGUGUAAUGUACGGACCAUAUUAGAGCAUCCCAGCCUACAGGAAGGCAGAGCAGAAGACUUGUGGCUAAGCAGUAUGUUAGGUAUUCUGACAAGCUUUGAAGUAAACUUGGUUUUGGUCAAAGGAAACGUGUGUGAAAACUUAACGGAAAGAUGCAUAGCAAACAGUAUAUUAGUGAUUGGUUCUGUGAGUCGAAAUGUGAUGUGUGCCUUUGGAGAGGUCACCGGUGCCCAGCCAGUCACGUACGUCACCCAGCUGAACGCUUCUUGUGUGGGGAGCGGGGCACAAGUGGAGCUGUGGAAGGCCUGCGAUGGGCGUGCAAUGGAUCUGGGAGAGCUUGUGCCAGUCAGGAUAAAAGCACGAGGAAUCCCCCUGCUCACAGCUGUGCUUACCACUACUGUAGCUUCAAAGAUGCAGCUCAUUGAAGACCAGUUCUGGACUUUAGUCUAUCGACUCCAUAAUGCUUUAAAUGACAAGAAGGUUUUUCUGGGUGGUGGCGCAGUGGAGCUCUUGUGUCUUAGUCACAUUCAGAUGCUUGCAGAACAGUCUUUACAGCCAGCAAAUAAAAAUGCUGUGAAAGGGUUUCACAGUCCUUGGCUGGCAGCAUCUGUGACAGAGUAUAAAUCUGUUGUGCUCCAGGCACUAGCAAAUGGCUGGAGGCAGUAUCUCUCAGUGGUUAUGUGUAACACUGCAAAAGCUGCUUCGGAGCUGGAAGCCUCUACCUCAGUUGAUCAUCACCUCAAAAAAGCAGCUGACUGUGGCUCUCCCUCAGCUUAUAUAUUGAAAGAGUUUAGGAGAGGUGGUCUGCUCAGAGGUGUUUCUGGUCCCUUUGCUGACCACGGAGAUGGUUUAAAGGUUUAUGAUAACAUUACAGCCAAGACAGAGGCGUGGCGGAGAGCUCUGGACUUGGUGCUACUAGUGCUUCAAACAGAUGCUGAAAUUAUCACGGGUCCAAAAAGCAACCAGCUAGUGAACUCACAUGCGUCAAGUGAAUUUGUGUUUUUAUAGGUCUUGCAGGCUUUAUAAGUAACACGAGUCAGGCGAAGAAGUUCAGGUGCAACCUACAUUUCUUCCUAAUUUAUAAAGCUAACAUUUAGAUGUGAUUACGACUUUAGAAUGUAACAGCUGAAAUCGGCAUGUGAGACAAUCAUAAGGUAGAUACAAUUUCCAUUUCUAGAAACAGGGAUUAAAUAAACAAAAAUCACUUGUGGGCUUACCUGUAACCCCAGCCAUGCAUAUCUAACCAAUGAUGUUGUCUUUAUGGACAGAUUAAUUCAGUCAAACUGACUUCUCUAAUCUUAUUUAGCAGGGCAGAUGUGCAGUUCUUGGUUUUUUUUUUCAUUUCAUUACGAGGAGCACAGGGCAGGUGGGUACACGCCAAGUUUAGUGGAGAAAAGUUUGAUACUUUGCAUAUGCUUGUUCUGAACAUGCACUGUCUGUAUGAGACAUUUGGACUUAUGUUCUGUUUAAAGUUUUUUAAUGUCUUCUAAAAAUGGAUAAGGAUUUCUUACGUAACAUUGGCAUAUUUGUGUUAAGUAAAAAUGUAAUUAAUUUUUAAUUAAUGUCUUAAUUCUUACAUUUGCAAUGUACAGAAAUUAAACUUGCAAUAAUUUUUGCACUUAAUCGUGAUUGCUGCUGCAGGUGGCAGACAGUCCUGUAGUGAAAUCUAAGAACUGGUGUGGGCUAAAGGGUGUUUUCUGAGUUGUGAUUCAGCAGAAAGGCAGACUGGUUAUUUUAUUGAUAGAGCCUUUGCUGCUACAUAUUUACUACUUUAAGUGGAUGUUUUUUUCUUCUGGACUCAUUUUCCUUGCGCUGUCUCCCUCCUGCAGAAGACAGCUCGGAGAAGAGCAAUGAGCUGCCUGAAUCUCCCAUGACCACUGGCAAUCUUCCAACUGAUGUGUACUGAGCCUUAACACAGUUCUCUGCCUCUGUGCCCUGCUAGAGUUGCUCCUUCCUCCUGGGAAGGCCCUUCCCGUCUACCUGUGCAUUUCACAGUGCCCAAUUCCAGAAGGCUUGAGUUAAUAAGAAGGAAAGACAGUUUGUAAAAUAUCUCCCCUACAGUGCCAACACUUUGGCAUUACAUCCCAUCAUCAUUGUCAGUAGAUAUUUGACAGAAUCUGAUUAUUUUCUACCUCCCAUGUGUUCUCCAAAUUUUUCUGCCUCCUUCGAUGUUUUCAUCCCCAUAACACAUAACUCCAUAGCCUACAUUUCAUCCUGCUAAAAAUAGCCCUUUUGGAGACUUGCUUAUAGCUUGUGGGUCUCUAUAGCUGAGAGUUCCCUGGAGAGGUGGGACAGGCUACUGAGGUUCUAAAUUAACCAUAAGUUGAAAUUGAGAUCCUUAGAAACAGCUUUUGAGUGUUAAAGUGACUAGAAGCCUUAAUUUCAUUUUAUGAGGAAAAGAAUCGAAUCUAAAUGCAUUUUAUCUGGAGCUUUCUUCUAAUAUGUAUUGUGUCAAACUGUAUAUUCAGAUCUUUCAUAGAACUGUUUAACCAAGCAGUUUGUUCUAGAUGAAUAAUGGGUGUAUUCAGUGUAUAAAGAAAAGAAAGACACGAAUGAGGAAAUUCAUCCUCAGAUGUUUUAUAUACAUACAGGUAUAUGUGCUUGUGUAUUAAAGUAGUGAUACAUAGUAUAUUCUCAAAGGUUUCACUCAGAGUUCUCCUUGCUGCAUAUUUUAAAUUUGUAUUCUACUCACGUGUAAGUGGAAGGAUCUUCAGGAGGUGAGGGGGGCAUAUGAAUAGCAAUUGCCUUUUAGAAAUAUGAGAGAAAAACUUUUCUGUCUGUAGGAAGCUGUGCUCAUAGAAUUUAGCCAUCUCUGACUCAAAACUAAAUGUUUUGGUUUUCUAACAAACUUUAGAUUUCGGUGGGUUUUGGCAAAAACACGUUGCUAGUAUAGGGGUUUAUAAUUUUAACUUGAAACAGUAGUUCCUAGUAGCAUAAGGAUCUUGUUAUAUUAAAGUUUUGGUCAUCCUGCAAUUAUAUUUUCAUUAUUAAUCAGCUGGCAAUUGAUGUUUAACUGUUUGACCACACUCUUGGUGUACCAAGACAUGAGAGAAAAAAAGUUUGGUAGAUCAAAAGGAGCUCAAGGCUGUUAGGUGAAAGAGAAAUGGAAAGACCGUGUAUAAAUAAAUAAAAACAGACUGCUGCUCUGCAACUGUUUGCAGCUCAUGUUUGGCUUUAUACUGUUUUUCUUGAACCUCCUGUACUGAGCAUUGCAUAAUCCCUGUUCCCAAGAAAAGAUCCUCUUGCACUUUAUUUGAAUAAUAGAGUUAAGUGGAUUAUGGAAAAACUGCCUGCAUGAAUUGUAUUGAGGUGGUCCAAACAUCUAUUUAUAGGGCUCUUAGACACUGAGCACUGACGCACCAAAUGUUGAGAAUAUCCAAAAUGAUGUAAUUUUUCCAAUCAGGCUUUUAAAAAGCACAUUAUGAGAUAUUGAAAUACUGUGAUGCAGAGGUUUUCUACAAAGCUGUCAGACAUUUUAUUUUGAUUAUUUAUCCAUUGCUUUUAUACAGGCUACUUAAACUGAAAACUUUAUAAGCUAGCUAGAUAUUGUAUCCUGGAUUACUUAAAAUGAUUUCUUUGAUGUGCACAGAAGAUUAACAUGCAUGCUAUCCUCAAGGCAUCUUCCUUCUGCAGCGUGCAACACAAUAUACACGUGUGGUUUCCUCAGCUUCAAAUCUCUCGGACCUCUUUGCAACACAGAAUGAGGUCCGUUGUGUGUCUGCCAUGUGUCUCAGCCAAGGCAACGAUCGCAACGCAUGGUUUCAGCUUCUCUCGGGCAGAGACUCCUCCUAGGGCAUACAAAAGCGGUUUGUGUAGAGUCUGAUGUGAUGGAAGAGCUAAGCUUUUACAUUUGAUGUGCCUGGGAAAUGUCACAGAUUUUAGGGAAGGAAUUGUCCCAAGGAGCAGGCAGCGUCUCACUUCCUGCUGAAACCCUGUCCUAAUGAGAUGUCUUGUUCCUCCCUUGCAUCCCAGUAUCAUAAUUUGCAGCUUAUUCCUCCUUCUGUUAGGGCUAAUGCCAUUUUAUUUAAUGUUUAUCUUUCUAAGGCCAACUUUUUAGGCCUUUCUGUUCCUUCAUGAUUUCCUGAAGUGUAGUAGACGUCUUAAUCAUAACAACAAGACCUUUGUCCCAAGCUGAGCCAGCCUAGAGAGCACAGCCUGCCUGCAAAUCCUGGUCCUGUAAGGACUGACAGCCUGAUGAUCAGUGGUUGUCAGGAGGCACCUACUAGUGCCUGCUGCCAGGGGCACUAGAAACCAUGAGCUAGGAAAUGUAGGAGGCAAUGGUCCCCAGGAAAUUACUGUGGGAGGAGGGUUAAGGUAGUUAUGGAGCAGGAAGGGCUGAAGGAGAAAAGCUGAGCUCACGAAAGAGGUGGGAGAGUCAAGACGCUUUCUUUUUUUUUUUUUUUUUUUUUUUGUAAUGACCUUAAUGACCUCCUUUUG